UAAAAUAAUUUAAUCAGAUAGCAAAUACUAAAAUGCAUUUAAAAUUAUUAUUGGUUAGUUUAUUUAUUGUGUUUAGUAACUAUUGUUUAACAAGUGCAGCACCCACGCCCGAUGAAACAAAUUUAGAAAAGAAAAAUGUGGAAGCUACAAAAUUAAAUCCAGUUGCGGAAGAAGCUAAAUCAGAUACAGAUGGAAAAACACGUGAAUCUAGGCACUUAAAGCAUAAAUUAUUCGGAUUAGGUUUAGGUGGUUUCGGAAUUCAAAUUGGUGGUGGAUUAGGAGGUGGCUAUGGAGGUGGUUAUGGAGGUGGGUACCAACAAAGUAGUGGCUACCAACAAAGUGGUUAUCAAGGUGGUUAUAGCGGCGGCGGUGGUAGUACAUGCGAUGUUUGUGGACAGCGGCAGCCUGUUUACGAACAACAUGUUCAUCAACAACCUGUUUACCACCAACAAGAAAUAUAUCAAACAGAAGUGAAACAACCCAUUGUACAUCAAGAAGUUGUACGAAAAGAAAUUAUCCAACCUGUGUACAAACAAAAAGUCAUUCAACCUGUCGUACGUGAAGAAGUCUAUGAAAAGGCACCAAUUUACAAGGAUACCAUUUAUGAGCAUGUACAACAGAAACCUGUUGUACAACAACCCGUUCAAGGCGAAUAUUGUGAUCCAUGUGCCCAAAAACAACAAUUACAACAUGGAGGGAACUUGGGUGGUGGUGGUGGAUCUGCUGCUCAUUCUCAAGCAAAUAGUCAAUCGUCAGCUGGCAGUGCCAGUUUGGGGGGUUCAUUUUCUUUCGCGCAAAGUCAAGCUAGUUCACAAUCUGGCAGCGGCAGCUACGGCAAGAAAAAGUAAACAAAAAAAGAUUAAGUCAUGAAGAGAAUUUAAAUUUAAGAAACGAAAAACAUUCGUGUUUGAUUUUAGCACAUUAAGAUGUAAUAUAGGGUGAUCUUAGAAUUUUUGUUUUAUUCCCCAUAACUUUUCAAUUGAGUGAGUAAAAUUUCUAAAAAUCGUCACCUUCGCCUCAUUUGUGAUAUCAGUCCUCGUAAUUCUAAAAUAUUAUAGGUUAUAACUUACGAUUUAAACAUUUUUUCGAUCAGGAUGCCUUGAAAUAACGAUAUUAGCCAUUAAAAUUUUAUACCUACUUUAUAUUAUACUAUGUAUUUUACCAUUUUUUAAAUAAAAAUGUUUAAAACUUUGAGCAAGUCGUUCGGACUUUGGACAAUAUCAAUGUUUGUAUUGCGAUUGUAACAAGAGAAAAGACUUUGAGUGCUUACACCAUGGUCAAUGAUCAAUUGUGUAAGCCCUUGACCUUUGUGUGUUCGCUGUUGCACAGUUUCGCCAUACGGAUUUUAUAAAAUAAAAAUGUAUUUUCCAUAUA
Molecule: messenger RNA, 1374 nt
Organism: Chrysoperla carnea
Lineage: Eukaryota; Metazoa; Arthropoda; Insecta; Neuroptera; Chrysopidae
Product: interleukin enhancer-binding factor 3-A-like
Exons: 2
Coding region: 33-848 (271 amino acids)
Source: RefSeq, a predicted model, not a curated record